Paramecium tetraurelia is the source of this 285-nucleotide messenger RNA. RefSeq lists its product as uncharacterized. The transcript has a single exon. NCBI's taxonomy places the organism in Eukaryota, Ciliophora, Oligohymenophorea, Peniculida, Parameciidae. The record is from RefSeq and is a predicted model, not a curated record.
AUGAUAAGAAUCAGAUCAGAUACAUUUCAUCGAAUAAGAUUGGUCUACGUAUAUGAGCAUCGCCAUAGGUAGAAUAAAGUAAAUGAAAACUAAGGAAAAAAAGUCUAAUUGAAGUAACUCAAUAGAGAGAUAGCUCAUAGCUAAGGAAUAUGUUCGAUACUUUAGAAAAGCAAAAGAUAGAGAAACCCGAAAGAAGAUAAUAGAAGAGAAGAUGUCAGAUUAAGAGUCCCAAAGAGGUUCAGAGAUAGAAAGAACUCUUCAUUUAAUAAAUUGAGGAUGCCUUGA